Messenger RNA from Trichosurus vulpecula (common brushtail), 309 nucleotides. RefSeq names its product FXYD domain containing ion transport regulator 3 (gene FXYD3). Gene Ontology annotation, molecular function: sodium channel regulator activity. NCBI's taxonomy places the organism in Eukaryota, Metazoa, Chordata, Mammalia, Diprotodontia, Phalangeridae. Bases 1 to 273 code for a protein of 90 amino acids. Gene Ontology annotation, biological process: regulation of sodium ion transmembrane transporter activity. The record is from RefSeq and is a predicted model, not a curated record. The transcript has 6 exons. Gene Ontology annotation, cellular component: membrane.
AUGGCUCUGGGGAGUUUCCCUUUCCAUCUCUCUCUCUCUCCCAACCUAUUGAACUCCAAGAUGCAUGGGUUAACAGUGGGCAUUCUACUGAUGAUGGCAGUUCUGCCUGCCCUGGAAGCCAAUGAUCCAGCUGAUAAAGACAGCCCUUUCUAUUACGACUGGCACAGCCUACGUGUGGGUGGCUUGAUUUGUGCUGGGAUCCUGUGUGCUGUGGGCAUCAUCGUUCUCAUGAGUGGCAAAUGCAAAUGCAAAUUCAGCCAGAAGCACACGUAAGAAAGAUGGAGCCCCAAUCCUUCUACCUGUCUGUGG